AUGACUGUCAAUCUGGAUGACGACCUGUUCACUAGUGCCAUCUCCGGAUAUCACAAAGCUUUUUUGGUCCAACACUCCCACCUCUCGGAAUCUGAACGAAAUCAGCUCUGGAUUGAACGGCUAAGUCAGUUCAUCCCGGCCUCCAAUGACCGGGAUACCAACUGGCAGCCCGCUGGGAGCCUGGGGAAACGGACUCGACAGGAUGCGACACCACGGACGUUGCCAUAUUCUGAUUCGGGUCUUCCUCGGGCAAAACGGAGAGCCACCACCCCGGAUCUCUCAGUCGACCUGACCCGCGACCUAUCCCACGCCUCCUCUCCCGACCUACCUCGGAACGGCGCUGCCUUCUCGGGACAAGGCUCCUACCGACACACGGCCAUGGUGCGCUCCCAGAGCCAGCAAGUACCGGUCUCCCACCAGCACCACCCAGCCAAUGCCGCCAUAGGUGAACGCCAAUCCUUCGGCCCGGUACGGACCCAUCGUCGCCUCGACCAUGUCGACGAAUUUUCGCCGUCCGAGUACGCGAAGUAUUUGGACGCCUCUCCUAGUCAACCAUUUGACUCGGCUUUGACUUUCGGACUCGCAAAUCACGGAGAAACUGGACCAUCCUUCCCGCAAUACCCUGAACGGACGUCCCCCUGGACCGAACAGGCCCCAGUAGCUGCGCCGGAGAUGUCCCGUAGCACGACCACCGACUCCUUGAUCGGCGGAAUCAACAUGUUCCGCUUCGACUCAACUGGACCGUCCCACUAUCAAGAACCGACCAGCUCCGUCCCGCCAGAGUGGGUGCCAACAUCCACCUCCGGCCUACUGUAUCAAGACCCUCUUCUCCCCCCGUGUACCCUGACCUAG
Molecule: messenger RNA, 852 nt
Organism: Penicillium samsonianum
Lineage: Eukaryota; Fungi; Ascomycota; Eurotiomycetes; Eurotiales; Aspergillaceae
Exons: 2
Coding region: 1-852 (283 amino acids)
Source: RefSeq, a predicted model, not a curated record